Tinamus guttatus (white-throated tinamou) is the source of this 812-nucleotide messenger RNA. Lineage: Eukaryota; Metazoa; Chordata; Aves; Tinamiformes; Tinamidae. The record is from RefSeq and is a predicted model, not a curated record.
AGGUUCCUGGGCGUCAUGCCCGCCUACAGCGCCGCGGACGACGCGCUCACCACCAAGCUCGUGACCUUCUACGAGCACCAGCAGGACCCUUCCGUGCCCUCGCACCAGGCGACCGUGCUGCUCUUCGACCCGCGGAGCGGCGCGCUGAAAGCCAUUCUAGAUGGCAGUGUCAUUACAGCAAAACGAACAGCUGCGGUUUCUGCAAUAGCUACCAAGAUGUUAAUGCCAGCUUCUGCAGAAGUGCUGUGCAUUUUGGGAGCUGGUGUUCAAGCACAUAGCCAUUAUGAGAUCUUCACAGAGCUGUUCACAUUCAAGGAGGUCAGAAUAUGGAAUCGCACCAGGGAGAAUGCAGUGAAGUUUGCCCAUUUGGUUAAUGGGCCAGUGCAGGUCUGCUCCUCUGCCCAGGAGGCAGUUACUGGGGCUGAUGUCAUCAUCACAGUCACCAUGGCAACAACACCAAUUUUAUUUGGGAAGUGGGUAAAACCAGGUGCCCACAUCAAUGCUGUUGGAGCAAGCAGACCAGACUGGAGAGAACUGGAUGAUGAACUGAUGAAGAACUGUGUUCUCUUUGUGGAUUCCAGAGAAGCUGCUGUGACUGAAUCAGGAGAUGUUAUAUUAUCAGGGGCAGAGAUUUUUGCUGAACUGGGAGAGGUACUGAAGGGUACAAAACCGGCACUGCCUGAGAAAACAACAGUGUUUAAAUCACUGGGGAUGGCAAUUGAAGAUACAGUAGCAGCAAAAUUUGUUUAUGAUUCAUGGUCAGCUGGUAACUAGAGAGGAGUCAGCAGUGCCAACAAGACCACAGAAUACCA